AUGUCCGCCGCUCCUCCAAAGCCUAACGUUGGCGCCAGCGGUGGCACAGCAGGCCCCAGCAUGGGCGCUGCAACCGCCAUCGUGCAAGGCGGCGUCAACAACCUGGCGAACCUGUCUGGCAGCUAUCUCGAUCGCUUCUUCCCGCCCCGGCAACGCCAACAGUGGAAGGCAGCGCUGAUCAAGUUCGCCACCGAACGACCGUACCUUGCAAGUUUCCUGCUCAGUCAAACUGCCAUCAGCGGCCUUCCGCUCCUUCUCUUCGGGCUCAUGACCGUGACGGUCUUUACAUUCGCCUUGCUGGCAGGCGUACUUGUGGUCCUGCUCGGAGUUCUAUUGUUUGUGACCGUCGCGGCGGGGUUUGCCUUAAUCAUUCUCUUACCGACCCUGUUCUUCACCACAGGGGUAGGGGUGUUUGUCUGGCUUUGCGGCAUCGGAAUGUAUUUUGUGUUUAAAUGGGUCAAUGAGAAGGACGCAUCAGGAGCUACGGCGGCUCCCGGUAUGGGGAGCGCAAUGGUCAGACCUAGCGGCCCUGGCAAUACCCAAGGCGUCAAUGGGAAUAUCCAGGCCGGGCCGGCCAGACCGAGCGGUCCCAGCAAUCCUCAGGGCGUCAAUGGCAAUCCGGCAGGUGGAACGCCGAGACCUAGCGGUCCUACCAAUCCUCAGGGUGUUAAUGGCAAUCUAGCUGGUGGACCGCCGAGACCCAGCGGCCCUAGCAAUCCUCAAGGCCUCCAUGGACACCCAGGAGGCGGGAUGACUAGACCUGCGGGUGCCGUCAACCCUCAGGCCGGCGGUCCAAGGCCAAACCCGAACCCAAAUAUGCUGCAGAAGCCCCCGGGCGCGGGACCGGGACCGGGACCACAGUCUCAGUCAAAUGGCGUGCCCGCCAACAACGUUAACGGCGUCAACGGCGCCAGCAACCCUGCCAACCCUAACAACAUGAAUAAUGCCCCUCCCCCUAAUAACGCAAAUAACACUCUCCAACCAAGCACCGCCAACGGCAUGAACAUGGCCCAUUCUCCUCCCCAGAGAAAACCCGUCGCCAGCAGACCGCCCUCAGUGAGCCCAGGGCCGAGAGUACCGGUGCCGGGAGAGGGUGGCGCGUCGCAGGGAGCUCCUAUUCCUACGCCUGCCCCUAGCCCGACCCCGACCCCUAUGUCGGCUCCGACCCAGGUCUCAGCCCCGGUUCCUCUGCCUAUUGCUGUGGCAAAUGCAAUGGCUGACCCAGCCGGAGAGCAGUGA
Molecule: messenger RNA, 1239 nt
Organism: Cladophialophora psammophila CBS 110553
Lineage: Eukaryota; Fungi; Ascomycota; Eurotiomycetes; Chaetothyriales; Herpotrichiellaceae
Exons: 1
Coding region: 1-1239 (412 amino acids)
Source: RefSeq, a predicted model, not a curated record